Scedosporium apiospermum is the source of this 1257-nucleotide messenger RNA. RefSeq lists its product as uncharacterized. The transcript is spliced from 3 exons. The coding region runs from base 1 to 1257 and encodes 418 amino acids. Gene Ontology annotation, cellular component: nucleolus; preribosome, large subunit precursor; nuclear periphery. Gene Ontology annotation, biological process: rRNA processing; ribosomal large subunit biogenesis. The record is from RefSeq and is a predicted model, not a curated record. Lineage: Eukaryota; Fungi; Ascomycota; Sordariomycetes; Microascales; Microascaceae.
AUGGUUACAAAGAGUAUUUUGAAGCUGGCCCUGGCCGACGAAAAGGGCACGGAUUUUGCCAAGAUCAAGGAGAAGCGCCGGUUGAAGGCUCUUCGCAAGGCCAAGGAGCAGAAGAAGGCCGCUAAAGAGAAAGCCGCGAAGGUGUCGGCCGAGCCUGGCGACGGUAGCGACGACGAGGAGUGGGAAGAUGAGGAGGAGGAGGAGAACAGUGAGAAUGAACGAAGGCUAGAUAUCGAAGAACUCGAUGACAGUGACAGUUCCGACUCGGAGGUGGAGAUGGAGGAGCGGUUACCUCGCCCGCCGAAGAAGCAAAUCCAGACUCCGGCAAAGUCGAAGACUAGCAGCAAAAACGCCAAGGUGACGGCCGGCGACAGCGAUGACGACGAAGACGAAGAAGAAGAGGACGAAGACGAUAUCCCAGUCUCUGAUCUCGAAGAUCUCGAAGAAGAAGAAAAGGAAGACCUAAUCCCCCACACACGCCUCACCAUCAACAAUACAGCAGCCCUCCUUACGUCCCUUAACCGGAUACGGAUACCUACCGAUUCCUCGGCCCCGUUUGCGACACACCAGUCUAUUACUUCUUCCACACGCACCGCCGAUGAUAUACCCAAUGUUUCGGAUGACCUCCAGCGCGAACUUCAGUUCUACAAGCAAAGUCGAGAUGCCGUGCUCAAGGCUCGGACAUUACUUCGUAAGGAAGGCGUUCCUUUCUCUCGACCCAACGACUACUUUGCGGAAAUGGUCAAGAGCGAUGAACAUGUGGAAAAGAUCCGGCAAAAGUUGAUCGAGGAGGCCACGGCGAAGAAGGCUUCCGCCGAAGCGCGCAAGCUCAGAGAUCUAAAGAAGUUUGGCAAGCAAGUACAGAUCGCCAAGCUCCAAGAACGACAAAAGGCGAAGAAGGAUUCCCUUGAAAAGAUCAAGGCUCUCAAGAGAAAGCGUCAAGAAUCCGGCAACGCAGGCACCCACGAGGCAGACGACCUCUUCGACGUAGCCGUGGACAACGAGCUGCGAUCCAACGAUAGCAAGCGUUUCAAGUCGGCCGGCAAGGGCGGCCGCUCCGACGACCGCGUCCCCAACCCCAAGCGCCAGAAGAAGAACGAAAAGUACGGCUUCGGCGGGAAGAAGCGCCACGCUAAGUCCGGGGACGCCUUCAGCUCUGCCGACCUUAGCGGGUUCAGCGUUAAGAAGAAUAAGGCUGGGUUUAAGGCUAAGAGGCCGGGGAAGGCUAGGAGGAAGGCUAUUACUUCGAGGAAUUGA